GCCUAAGCUGUUCCCUUAUAUAUACUUCUCUUCUCCCCAAGUCCUCCAGUCCUGCUCCUCCCCAUCUCCCCAACACAUCGGAUCUAGUUCCAGGCAAGCAGGCAGUCAGGCAGGAUUCCUCCUCGAGUUGUCCAGACAUGGCGAUCAACGACCACCUACUUGAUGCGAGUUCCUUUUCGGCAACAGCCUAUGGAAGUCGACUACCCUCCCCUCGCAGUCGUGAUGCCAGAGAGCGUGGAGUGUGCGGUAGAAAAGCGUCCUGGCGGUCGUUUCAAACGCACAGCCCAGAAAAAGAAAGCUUACAAAGUAAGAUACAAUCACUAUUUUACAUCCUCAUGUUUGUGUUUCUGCUAUGAGUACGUCUUAUCAGGCAAGUUACAAGACACAAACAUAGCUUUCAGUUUUCAUUUAUCAACUCAGCCACAACUCACCAUUUGCUAUCUUCAGCCCUGCAUUGAAACACAUUUUAAAUCAAUUGCUCUGCUCUUAUUGGUUGUGUUCAGGAGAAGAAGUUGUGGCCGGCAGCAGGCUCCAAGUCUGCCGAGAGUGGCUGCAAUGAUCCAGACGGCCAGGUCGACUACGUUCCCGUGGAAGUCGUGCGGCCAGAGGGCAUGGCGGGUGAGGAAAAAAAGCAUUCCUGCGCUCCCUUUAGACCUGGAAUCUUUAAAAAUCAAACUUACACAAGGAAGAGAAGGUGUCCGGCAGCAGCCUCCAAGUCUGCCAAGAGUGGAAAGGACGGUAAUAUUGUGCCGAUGAGGAAGAGAGGGAGGCCAGCAGGCUCGAAGUCUGCUAAGAGUAAAAUGGGGCGCAGACCAGCAUUGGUCGAAACGAGCAGCAGUAGAAGUGAGCGCAAAAGAAAUAAAGAUGGUGAAUUUGACCCAACGGUACCACCGGCCUUGAAAAAAGCCAUGAAUGUACAAGAAAAUUUACCGGGACAAUACCCAAGCUUCACCAUGCUCAUGCUGCCGUCACAGGUCGUUCGUACUUUUUGGCUGGGUCUCCCGAGUCACUUUUCGAAAAGCAAUCUUCCAAACUAUACUAUUGAUAUUACAUUAGAAGAUGAGCAUGAGAAGAGCUAUCAUGUAAAAUACCUAGGUGGUGGCAAGAGCAAGGGUCUCAGUGGCGGGUGGGUUAAAUUUGCGAAAGAUCAUAAACUUAAGGUCAAUGAUGCCACGGUCUUUCAACUGGUUGAACCGACGAAAUUUAAGGUGUAUAUAAUAAGAGAAAAAGAGUUGACUACAACGGAUGAUGAUCCAGAGGUCACCAGAACCAGCAGCCCAGCACCGGACAAUGAUGCCAACAACCUAGCUAGUGAAGAAGCAUUUCAUGGCAUUGACGGCAUGAGAUCUUCAGGUGAUCCAGACACCGGUUUCGAUGGCGUGAUGAGCUUCAGGGAAUUCAGUAUCGCCAUUGAUGGCAUCGACCAUGAUUUUUUCCCUGACUGCCAGCGCAUGACGUACUACAAGCUCUGCCGCGAAAGGAAGGCGUUGCUCCACAGGCAUCUGAUCAAGAACAUAAGCCCUACACUGGUUGCGGCAGUUAUCAUGCGGACCAUCAGCAUCUCCGAGGGCAUCAGGGCCUUCUCGUUUGCAUCUUCUUGUUCUGACCUCGCCGACUGGAAGAAGACCCUGGAGGGCUUGGAGCUCAUGGGUAUGGACGUUGCUUUCCUGCGGCAAAGCGUCGACGACCUUCUUAGCCUCCUCGCUGCCCGAUCCCAACGGUGCAGCACAACGGCUACGAAGAGGCCAAGCUCGAGAAGGGCCGUGCCGUGCUGAAGCUGGUGUUGGAGAUGGCGUCUCUGCUUUGACGGCUAUGAAUGCAGAGACAACAGAGAUGGAGUCGAGUGCGAGGAAGGAUGCGUAAGCUACGCGGGGGUUGGCGAUUGCACUAUGGUGGCGAUAUUACAUGCAACAUUCUGUGCACAUCUUCAGCAUUUUAUUUUCUAGUUUGGGGGAAAGAACAUCUUCAGCAUUUUAUUUUCUAUUUUGGGGGAAAGAACAUCUUCAGUAUUUUUUAAUUUUAUCUUUGAGGAAAGAACAUCUUCAGUGACCAGGGUGUUGUACACAUCAACUUCAAGUUGUGCACAGCAAUGCUGCAAAAUGGAUAUAUUUCCUAGUC
Lolium perenne is the source of this 2118-nucleotide messenger RNA. RefSeq names its product B3 domain-containing protein Os01g0234100. Gene Ontology annotation, molecular function: DNA binding. The record is from RefSeq and is a predicted model, not a curated record. Lineage: Eukaryota; Viridiplantae; Streptophyta; Magnoliopsida; Poales; Poaceae.